Mandrillus leucophaeus (drill) is the source of this 730-nucleotide messenger RNA. RefSeq lists its product as uncharacterized. The coding region runs from base 52 to 567 and encodes 171 amino acids. The transcript has 2 exons. The record is from RefSeq and is a predicted model, not a curated record. Lineage: Eukaryota; Metazoa; Chordata; Mammalia; Primates; Cercopithecidae.
CCAAGGCCCGCCCUCGGUGCCCCCGACUCCUGCCUCUGCUCUGCACGGUCCAUGCACGCUGCAGGACCAGAGCGACACUCGUCUUCCCUUGAACGGUGUUCAGUACAAGGCGUGUCAGUUUGUGGAUCAGUUGAUCCAAGUUACUCCUUGUCUAAUCUGACUGACAUAUAUUUGAAUACUGUGGUUUUCUUUCUUUUUUUCUACUUUGCUGCCCUUCCUGGAGGCAGUGGGUUCCAGAAGCCAACUGAUUGUCCCCCUGCCAAGUCACCAAGGGAAGCUGCUAAGCUGCUUAGUCCCUUCGGUCCUGCUCGUAGGGUCUUCCUGAUUGUCCACAGCUGUCUGGGAUGCUUCAGUCUCCUAAAACUGGAAACUCAAGGGUGCGAGCAGCACACACUGCCUCCCGCCACUGCCAGCCAGACUGAGUGGCCCGAGAGUCUCUGCAGGUCCCCUGGGGGCUGGGGACCGCUGAGGCUUAAUCUCAAGAACCAGGAAUGUCAUGUCCAUGCAGGUGUCUACGGACGUGUCUGGUGUGGUUUGCAGACCAUCAACAAGAUUUCAAGGCUUUAAAGAAAGGAGCUGGCUUCAGGAAGAGACAAAAUGACUUGACCGCUAUAACCUUCAAGUGCAGACUGGGCGAAGAGGUAUCAACUGUACAUGAGCUGGAGAGGGGCGGGAUAGAUAGAGACACAGGUGAUAAAGAAAAUAUAGCAAAAUGUGAAAUCCUACAGUC